Rhipicephalus sanguineus (brown dog tick) is the source of this 1904-nucleotide messenger RNA. RefSeq names its product mitochondrial tRNA methylthiotransferase CDK5RAP1. Gene Ontology annotation, molecular function: tRNA-2-methylthio-N(6)-dimethylallyladenosine(37) synthase activity; 4 iron, 4 sulfur cluster binding. The transcript is spliced from 12 exons. Gene Ontology annotation, biological process: negative regulation of cyclin-dependent protein serine/threonine kinase activity; tRNA modification. Lineage: Eukaryota; Metazoa; Arthropoda; Arachnida; Ixodida; Ixodidae. Bases 99 to 1862 code for a protein of 587 amino acids. The record is from RefSeq and is a predicted model, not a curated record. Gene Ontology annotation, cellular component: mitochondrion; cytosol.
GCUCAUAGAAGCGUAACUCGACGCUCAACAUGCCGCUGGUGUCCUACGUGACCUGCGUUGAAUUUCCUUCUGCAUAGCUACAUUGGUCGCUUGGUACGAUGUUGUCGGAACAACUGCUUUUCUCGAGAGUGCUGUGCCAGUUGCGGCGGAACGUUCCGGUGUGUCGGCGCUUGUGCAACUCUGCGCCGCGCGAACUGGAUCCCAGCGUUAAGGAGAGAAUUUCCCGAGGCCCUUCGCUCGAGCAUUUUAUCGCCAACACUGCAAAUAGCGAUGCUGAAACUGAACGACCACGCUCGGCAGAACAGUUCCAACAUCCCUACGUUGCUGCCGAUGAAGUCCGGGCCAAAGGGAAGAAAGUACACUUCGAGACAUAUGGAUGCCAGAUGAAUGUCAACGACACUGAAGUGGCCUGGUCCCUGUUGAAGGAGGCUGGUUUUGUAAGGACCGACUCUGCAAGUGAGGCAGACGUAGUGCUCAUCAUGACUUGCGCCAUACGAGAGGGCGCCGAAGGAAAGAUCUGGUCGAGGAUAAAUCAAUUAAAGCACCUGAGGAAGCUGCGCCAUGCAGAGCGGCGUGGGCCCCUGCAGAUUGGGAUCUUGGGGUGCAUGGCUGAGAGGCUUAAAGAGAAGCUUAUAGAGAAAGAGAAAGCGGUGGACAUAGUUGCAGGCCCAGACAGCUACAGAGACCUGCCACGUCUCCUGACCCUCGCCCAUUCGGGACAAGUCGGUGUGAAUGUUCAGCUCUCUCUGGAUGAAACCUAUGCGGAUGUUGUCCCUGUUCGCCUGAAUGAGAACUCCAAGUCUGCAUUUGUGUCCAUCAUGCGUGGCUGCAACAACAUGUGCUCCUAUUGCAUUGUUCCAUUCACACGUGGUCGAGAGAGAAGUCGUCCGCUGGCGAGCAUCCUGGAUGAAGUGAGAGCCCUCUCAGAUCAGGGUGUUAAAGAGGUCACCUUGCUAGGGCAGAAUGUCAACAGCUAUCGGGACACCUCAGCCGAGAGCCAGGCACUGAUCGAGCGCAGCAAGGACGGCCCAGAGAUCUUGAGUCGGGGCUUCCGCACCGUCUACAAGUUGCCUGUCGGCGGCCUGCGGUUCGCCGAUCUCUUAGACAGGGUCUCACAGGUUGACAAGGAAAUGCGCAUUCGCUUCACCUCGCCCCAUCCCAAAGAUUUUCCAGAUGAGGUGCUGGAGGUGAUUAGGGACCGCGACAACAUUUGCAAGCAAAUCCACCUACCUGCGCAGAGUGGAAACAAUGCCAUUCUUGAGCGCAUGCGCAGAGGCUACACCCGCGAAGCAUACCUAGAGCUUGUGGACCGGAUACGUGAUGUUCUGCCAAAUGUGGCCCUGUCUAGCGACUUCAUAUGUGGCUUCUGUGGUGAGACUGAGGAAGCCCACGAGGAUACCAUGUCUCUCGUAGAUCAAGUGAAGUACAGCGUAGCCUACGUGUUUCCUUACAGUCUCAGAGAAAAAACACACGCACAUCGUCGCCUCGAAGACAAUGUCCCACUUGACGUCAAGAAACGCAGAGUUGGAGAAGUGCUAUCACUCUUUCGUCAUCAUGCAAAAGAGCUCUUCGAGCAGCAAAUUUCAACACAUCAGCUUGUCCUGGUUGAAGGAGCUAGUCGUCGUUCGCCAGAGGACAUGGCUGGCAGAAAUGACAACAAUGUGAAGGUUGUAUUCCCAAAGAUUCUCGUCCCAGAACACCCAUCAUCUUCAGUAAAGAAGCAGAUUCAACCAGGCGAUUAUGUAGUUGUUCAGAUUCAAGAUUGCUCAAGCCAGGUACUCAAAGGCAUGCCAUUGUAUGCCACUUCUCUGCAGCAAUAUAUGGCUGGAGAACGGGAGCAAAUGCGCUUGAGGCAUGUAUAGUUACUGUAGCAUUCAUACUGGAAUAAAGUGUGUGCCAUUAGG